Messenger RNA from Cygnus olor (mute swan), 1612 nucleotides. RefSeq names its product family with sequence similarity 180 member A (gene FAM180A). NCBI's taxonomy places the organism in Eukaryota, Metazoa, Chordata, Aves, Anseriformes, Anatidae. The record is from RefSeq and is a predicted model, not a curated record. The transcript is spliced from 3 exons. Bases 220 to 738 code for a protein of 172 amino acids.
AAACAAAGUCUGUCUGUGAAAGUAAGUUUCCUGAUCCCGAGGAGACUUGGUUUGGGAGAGAAGCUGCACACUGACUUCAGCUGCACUCGGAAGAUCAGACAGGUUCUCCUUCAAAGGGGGAGGGGGAGAGGAAAAACCACUUAUUUAUUCCUGAGAAGAAGGGAGGUAGAAAAUAAAGAAGCCAAUACAUAGCUAGACAUACAUAUUUUAAAGAAAAGGAUGCUUUGGAAGACUUUGUUGCUGCUGCUAUUCUAUUACAGUGCUCAUGCCACUGUGACGUACAAAUGGAGCAGAGCUAUGCUUUACCCAGCUGCUCAGCGAUUGAAGAGGUCCUCAGCUGCCUUCCUUAAUCCAGUGCUACAAAACUCCUUGGAAGACGUGGUCCUGCUUUAUGAGUUUCUUUUAGCUGAGCUUGACAUUGACAAGAGUCAGAGGAUCUCUAUCAAAGAUGAGGAACUGGCUUCACUGAGGAAGGCUGCUGAGUUUGACACCAUCUGCAAUGAGAUUAUCCCCAAGAGCAUCACAGAGAUCCGCAGGCUGAGUAGCAGGCUGUCCUCCUACCCGAGGGUCCUCAAGAAAGAAGACUUUGAAAGGACAGUGCUGACCAUGGUCUACACAGCCUACAGGGCUGCUCAGUCCCAGGGGCACCAGAAGGACACUUGGGUUGAAUCUUUUGUCAGUCUUUACAAAGCCCUGAAGCACGACCUGAUGUUCCCAUACAGCAAAGAGCCAUCAUAAUGGGAGACUUGAUACAACUCAGCCGUCUCUUCUGGUUGAUAAGGGACACAUGUAGCACGUCCACCACUUUAUUCUAUAAAGAAUUUAAUAGCCUGCUUCAUGAAAGAUUAUUUGUUUUCUAGCUCCCUCUUGUGGAAUCGACUUUAUAGAUACAAGUUAAAUGGGGAAAAAAUGUUAUUUUCAGUCCCCAAAUUUGUUUUUGUGCUGGCUUAGAGGCAUGUUUUGUGACUGGAAAAUAAGGGAGUCCCAGAUGGGUAUGCCUGUAUCUUAUCUGUAUGUUUCCUAUAAACAAUACAUAAGUAUAUGAUGCUUAUGCUCACAUACUUAUGUGUAUGUGCUGGAAAAUGCUGCUUUCCUAGCUGGGAAAACAAGUUCAUAUUUCAGCUGCCCAGUAAAAGAAUAUUAAAAAGAGUUGCAAAGGUCCUCUGUAAAAGGCAGAGGAUUCGUUACUGUCAGCCUCCAGAAAUUAUGGAAAAAUAUUAAUUCCAACUAUUCUUGUAAAUAAUCACUGUCUGACUCACUUUAUUUGGCUGAGCCAAUUUUUAAUCACAAUAACAUUUGUAGAAGACAAAGGGCAUUGUGAACACCAGCAGCAAACAAUGCCUGUGAACAUAUUCCCUGCUCCCCAGAACUGCCCUUCCAAACAGUCUGCAAUGACUCUUUCACUGUUUGCACAUGACUUUGCUUCUGCUCCUUUGUUUUUGAAUAGAACAUGGAUUUGUCCUCAGUGGAGUCAAAGGCAAAACAAAAGCCCUGUUUAAUUUAACAAUGACAAUAUUUUCCUGAUUCUAUCACUUGAACACAUAUCAUCUAAACUAGUGCUUCAGAAUCCCCCUGAGGCAAGGGAAGAAGGUGGAUUAAACAUACCUGGUGC